This is a messenger RNA of Coregonus clupeaformis (lake whitefish), 1700 nucleotides long. RefSeq names its product catechol O-methyltransferase domain-containing protein 1. Bases 47 to 865 code for a protein of 272 amino acids. Lineage: Eukaryota; Metazoa; Chordata; Actinopteri; Salmoniformes; Salmonidae. The transcript is spliced from 8 exons. Gene Ontology annotation, molecular function: O-methyltransferase activity; S-adenosylmethionine-dependent methyltransferase activity. The record is from RefSeq and is a predicted model, not a curated record.
CCUCCUCCCUCCCUGUUCUUAGAGGCCAUUUUAUACAGGGAAUCGCAUGAGAACAGGCACCACGCAGAUUCACAGUUCAUCGAAUUCAUCUCUUUAUACGCGUGUAUCCAGAGAAGCAUUGAUCGGAUCCGCUACACUUGGAGUUGUCUUUGUGGCUGGUUAUUACAUUGGCAAAAGAAGAUCCACAUUUUCCAUGGACAUCUUCAAGAGUCACUCUGGGGCAAAAGAUAACCCCUUGAUGCAGUAUGUCCUCAAUCAUUCAAUGAGGGAGCAUCCGGCGCUGAAAAAACUCAGACUGAGGACCAUGGAUGAUUCCUGGAACUUCAUCAUGGUUGCCGCUGAGCAAUCACAGCUGAUGGCUAACCUGGCAAGACUCAUCAAAGCCAAGAAAGCUAUAGAAAUCGGCGUGUACACAGGGUACAAUACUCUGAGCAUAGCGCUGGUUUUGCCAGACGACGGGAAGAUGGUGGCCUGUGACAUCAAAGACGAAUACCCCAACAUCGGCAAACCCUUCUGGAAAGAGGCUGGAGUGGAGAAUAAAAUAGAUCUACGGAUCCAGCCGGCAUUGGAAACUCUCGUUGACCUCCUGGCCAAUGGCGAGGCCGAGACGUUCGACUUCGUCUUCAUCGACGCAGACAAAGCAAACUACGACAGCUACUACGAAAAAUCCCUCCAGCUAGUGAGAAAAGGAGGGAUUAUUGCCAUUGAUAACGUUCUGUGGAGUGGGAAGGUGGUGAACCCUGCAUCUGAUGACAUAGACACCCAGGCCAUUGACAAGCUGAACAAGAAGUUGUACCGGGAUGUCAGGAUCAACAUCAGCAUGCUCACUGUGGGAGAUGGGUUAACGCUGGCCUUCAAACUGUAACACUAUGUAGGAGACAGGUCCUAACUGUAGGACUACAUGGGAAAUUGGCCAACACUGGCCUAUACUGUAGAAUGUAAUUAGUGACGGGUUAUGAUUGACCAACACUGGCCUCUACUGUAGAAUGUAAUUAGUAAGAAGUAGCUUUGCGUUAUGAUAAUCAGAUAGUACUUGCCAUCUUUUUGGUACAAGUGCUGACUUUUCAAAUUGUUGUUUAUGUCAUUAAAUCCAUUAGUGUAAUGCUGCCACUGAAUAUCUGUGACCUGAAGGUUUAAAUGCUGCCACUGAAUAUCUGUGACCUGAAGGUUUAAAUGCUGCCACUGAAUAUCUGUGACCUGAAGGUUUAAAUGCUGCCAUUGAACAUCUGUGACCUGAAGAGGUUUAAAUGCUGCCACUGAAUAUCUGUGACCUGAAGGUUUAAAUGCUGCCACUGAAUAUCUGUGACCUGAAGGUUUAAAUGCUGCCACUGAAUAUCUGUGACCUGAAGGUUUAAAUGCUGCCACUGAAUAUCUGUGACCUGAAGAGGUUUAAAUGCUGCCACUGAAUAUCUGUGACCUGAAGAGGUUUAAAUGCUGCCACUGAAUAUCUGUGACCUGAAGAGGUUUAAAUGCUUUUUGCCAACCGUUACUUUAGACAAAAUCAAGACUUAAAUAUUCUUGUAAUGUUUUUUGUCUGGAAAAUCUUAAAUUACAGCUUAAUUUUAGAAAUAACCAAAGUAAUAUAUGGGUAAUGCUUACAGUUAUACACAUUGUACUCAGGUGAGUCAUACUUUCACUGUAUACAUGUUUGUUUUUAAAUGUUCGUUAUGGUUGAGCUGUACAUUAAAUUGUAAAACAAG